GAAAGAUCUCCACACAUCAGAUUAAUACUUUCUGCACUAAGAAAUGCAAACUGACAGACUCGUGGUAAAAGAUGGUCCUUCAAGAAAGCAGAAAGGUGGGAUAUAAAUGCAUUAAAUUAAUAAUAACAACAAUAAUAAUGAUUGCCAUGUCCUGGGCCCUGCUAAGCCUUGACACCAGCUCUGCCAGCUUUUUAUUUGCAUGUUUGCGUUUGGAUCUGCUGGAGCAUAAUCCUUCCUGUUCCAGCAUUCUAAUCCAAGACACACACCAUUGAGAGGGUGUCAGUAUUCAUUCUUUCAAAGUGUACCCUUGUAGCUUCAAGUCUGUAGCACCAGCUGCUUUGUUUGGGGUGCAAAGGGGGCAGGCUUCCAAACUGGCGCUGGAUCUGCUUGCCAUGGUUGCAAGUCUCAACCCUCUCCCUACUUCUGGGCUCCAUCCCACAAGGGCACUUUCCUCUUAUUACUAUUUCUUGUGCAAGACGGCUUUUCUGAAUGCUGAAAAGAUUCUUAGCAUGAACUGUCAUCCUGACAGAUGCCAAUCAUCAAAAGAAAACUGCCUUGCACACCAAUCAGGAGGGAACUUGUAACAGAUUUUGCCCUGCAAGCGCAGCUGCUUUGCAACCUUCGUUGUCAUCAUUUUGAUUUCUCUGCAAGAGAAGGAGCUGACCUGAUCCAGUUUCUAUUCCCCAUUGCUGGUUGAACCUUUUUUGACUCAGGGUUCCUUUUGAGGGCCUUAAUUUCUUUAGAGGUGCAAACCCAUUCCUGGAAUAUAUCACUUCGGGCAGCUGUUAGGGGAUCGCAUAUCAUAAUGCUCCUUUAUUAUUAUUAUUAUUAUUAUUAUUAAUACAUUCCUGAGUAGACUGAAGGCAGCAUCCAUGGCUGACUGGCCUACCCUUCACUAGCAUAGUGCAACAGCUUGCUAAGUCACUUGGACUCUAAUAGUACCCAGGUAAUUUUAAUAAUAAUAAUAAUAAGUAAUUAUUAGCAUGUUUAGUUGCCUGUUAAUCCAGUUCUCCAGGCGACGCAGAGCAAUCUAAUUAACAAAAAAUCUAAACACAAAUUAGGUGGCAAAAUAUCAAGCCAGAUUAAAUGCACACCAUCAGCACGAAAGUAAUGACUAAUUAGUCGAGAUUAAUUUAAUGAUUAUUAUCUUUAAAUGACUAGAGAUAAAGGGAUUAUCUCUAAAUGGUUAUUUUGCAUUGUUUUUUUCUUUUAGGAAGUUAUAUUGAUCUUUAAAUCCACCGUCGUCCCUCCGCCCCCAGCAAUUAAUAUGCAAAUACGGGAGUGGGGUGGAAACCCACCCAUCUCCUAGCAACGAGAAACCAACCGCGCACGCGCACGAGAACGGCCGAACCUUCCUCCCAGCUUGCUUCCCCCCAACGCAUGCGCACUCCUCCUCCCUUUCCCGGACCAAAAGAUGGUGGAGCCUAGCGGCUCAUUCCUCCUCCUUCUCCGCCCCUCCCCUUCAGUCCCUUUUCUUGCACGCAUGCGCAAACAGGUCCGGCAAGAAACUGCUCCUAAUCCCCUCCCUCUCACUUCCUCCACCCCCGCCUCUCGAUCCGGAAGCUCUCGUCGCGGGAGAGUGACGUGUAGAGGCGCUGGGCCGGCCGCUGCCGUGUAGGUUGUGGGAACCGGACCCACGUGAGGUGUCGCCGAGCGGCUGCCGUCGCCGUCGCGCUCGUGGAGUUGGGAGGAGGGGGGGCGGAAAGAGAGAGGGAGGCGGGUGUUUGCGGGGGCGGGGAGAGGCCCCUUUUCGCGGCCGGGAUGCGCCAAGCGACAAAGGUACGGGCGGCUCGAGGGGCGGGUGGGGGGCGGGGUCCGUGUGUUUUGUUUCCCCUUCUCUUCACGCCCCCCCUCCCCAUAUUCUCCUCAGAGGUGAGGGGGCCGAGCAGGUUCGCAGGGGGUCGUGCCUGAGGGUGGGGGGAGGCUAUCUGGCCUAGUCAGCCCCCCUGACCUGAGGGGCCGCGGGGGGGCGGCCUCCUGCUGGAAACCUUUCGAUUCCUUCCUCAUAACGGUGGUGUCUUUUUGCGGGCGGGUGGGCUCCCCCCCUUUUUUUUUAGUUUGGAAAGAAGGUGGGCCAGACGACGUGAUAAGUUUUUAUGCAUGGCCGGAAAAGCUUUCCUUUCUCCCUCCCGCGUCACCGUGCCCGCCCCCCCCCGAGUAUGUGGAAGGGCUUUCUUUUGUCUUCUGACUGGGUCAUCACGUUUGUCGUUGCAAGGGACCGCGAGGGCCAUCCAGCCAAACCCGCUGCAAUGCAGGAGUCUUCUCUUUUUGCCCAAGGUGGGGCUGGAUAGCUCCAUCACUAGAGCGUGAGGCUUUUGGUCGUGGGAUCGAGCCCCGUGUUGGGUAAAAGAUUCCUGCGUGGCAAGGGGUUGGACUUGAUGACCCUCGGGGUCACUUCCAACUCUCACGGUUUUAUGGUUCUCUGAUUCUAAGAGUCUCAUGCUCUACCAGUUGAGAUUGUUAUUAUUAUUACUUUUAAUAAUAAUAAUAAUAAUAAUAAUAGAAGAACCUGAGGCUAUCCAGUCUCAAGAUAAAAGAAAGCUCUUCUGCACACACAGGGGCAUAGUUAACCCUGGGAUUCACUUCCAUGGGAGGUAGUGGUGACCCCAACAUGGCUUUAAAAGACGAUAAGGCAGAGUCAUGAUGGGGUGGGAUAAGCCUACUAGCCAACCAUGGCUGUGUUCUACUUCCCCUUUCAGAGGCAGCAUGUCCCUCAGUGACAUUUGCUGGGAGUCGCAAAUGGGGAGAGUUGCUGUUGCAGCUGCGUUAUGUCUUCAGGCUUCCCCAUAGGGGCAUCUGAUUGGCUGCUGGGAGACCAGGAUGCUGGGCUAGAUAGACCAUUAGCCAGAUCCAGAAGGGCUCUUAUGUGUGGGAACUGGCCUUCUUGGGGAGGGGUCAAGCUAGAGUAGAGAGGGUGUGUGCCUUGCUUCAAGAGCAGCCUUUCUCAAAUUUGGGCCCCCAGAUGUUGUUGGACUACAACUCUCAUCAUCCCUGACUACUGGUCCUGGUUGCUAGGAAUGAUGGGAGUUAUAGUCCAACAUCGUUGGGGGACCCAAGUUUGAGAAAGGAUGUUCAAGAGGGUGCAGCACUUCUCUUUUUGCAAAGCAGUUGAGGUUUUCCCAUGGGAACGGGGCCGUUGAGAUGUGCCUGGGAAUUUGCUGUUGCUAAGCAAGUGGGUGCAUUUCUUUAGUGCUACUCCUGGGACAAAAAUGUUUUGUGAUUUUGCCGGCUCUUCAUUAGAGAGAAUGGGAACAGUUAAAGGUGGAGCGGCAGCAGAAACUAAUCAUAUAGUGAGAGGGAAAGAUGUGGAAAUAAUGUUUAUAUCCUACCCAUCAAAAUAUAUGACGUUCAAGAGAAUAUAAUAAUAUAGAUAAUAAUAAAAGAUAACUACCCCCAAGUGUUGACAACCUACUUUUAUUUGAGAUGAGGGGAGAUGGAAAGAUGAAUAUGAAACGAGGGAUGACUAUGAGGCAGUAUGUUUACGUGUGCCUAGACACGCUGACAGGUGAGAAUGUGGAUUAAGAUGCUAAGUCAAAGGAUUCACAGGGAAGGUGAGCUUUCGGGAAGAUCCUGAAGAGAGAGCGAGUACUAUGAGCAUGCAGGUAGACUGAUGCUAUGAAGUAUUGUGUAGUGCAUAGCAAGGACUAUAGGGUUCAUAGUUUUAUAGGGUAAAGGAGUGUAUGAAGGGAUGUGGGACUGAAUUCCUGUAUUCUGGUUUUAUUUUUUAUGCAUGAGAUAAGCGAAAAAGCUUUCCUGCAUAGUUUCACCAAAGGCAGAGAUGUUUUGCUCAUGCACACUGCAAGGGAAACAGCUGAGUAUGUCCUCAGAUACUUGCAAACAUUUAUGUCCUCAGGUGUAUUCAAGCAUUUGUUCUUCAUUCAAAGAAAUGCUAGAAACAAUACCUUUAUCCCUAGCUCAUAAUACUAGUACUUGAGGUUAUCAGUAGGAUAUUCAGGACAGACAAUUAAUUUUUCCACACAUAAUUUUAUGCAAUUGGGCUGCUACGAGCUACUGUGGUGACUGCUAGUUUAGAUGGCUUUAAAGGGGGUUAGAGAGCCUUAUUUUCCAUAAAUUGUAUUUCUGGUUACUGGUCAUGAUGGCUGUAUGAAGUCAUCAGAUUCAGAGACACUCUGCCAUUGAAUACCACCUGUUGGGGAGUGGCAGUGUGAGAGGACUGUUGCCUCCAUGCCCUAGUUGUGGACUUCAGAGGCAUCUAGGUGGCUCCUUGGGAAAUGGAAUGCUAGAACAGUGUUAGAAACAGAGAUAUGAAAGCUAGGAGCUAAAUGGCCCUUUAAACCUAGGUUAAGGGCACAGCAAUGGAAUGUCUAGGCGUGCUUUUUUAUAACAAGAAUACAAAGCUGAAAAUGAACUGCAACUAUUAUGUUCAUUUGCACAUGGUCUAGUCCUUCCCCUUCCUACCCCCCUGAUAUUCUUAAGAGGGUCUCUUCUCCAGUCUUCGGAGAGUAGGUGGAAACAAGGAGGCAGAAAAAGGUCGUCCUCUCCUUCCACUCUUCAGUUUAAAUCUGAAAUCUUAGGCACAGUACUGCAUCCAAAGCUCAGAAACUGCUCACACUAAUGAAAUUCCCUGUCAUAAAAUGCUCCUAGAACAAUGUGAGUUUCGAACACUCCGCUGGAAUACAUGGGCCUUUGAUCUAAUCCAGCACAGCUUUUCUUAUGUCCAAACUCGUUUAUCUGAAGUUUGCAUCAAUGAAAGUUUACUCUGUGUAGAGUUGGAAAGGACCCCAAGGGUCAUCUAGUUCAGCCCCCUGCAAUUCAGAAACCCUGCCUGCAGCCAUCUGUGCAUGGGCUCAAACCACCAACCUUCUGGUUAACAGCCAGAUGCACUGCCCCAUUGUGCCACAAGUGGCUUGUUAAUGUCUCUUUGACUAUUCCCAGGGUAAAGAGCCUGGUCAUAGGCAUGCUGUUUGUACUGAAUAUACACUAAUACCUUCAAGAAGUAUUUAGACAUGAGCAGAGCAGGGAGCAAUUAUCUGUUGGCAUUAUAUGUGAUAUAAAAACAACAGUCAUAAUCUCAGUGACCCCUUUGUCGUGGUGGAAUUCUAGAAAGUGUAGUGAGUUCAGUAGUUAUAACCUAAUUCAUACCGAAGCAAAACGCAAAUUCUACAUAAUAUCUGUCACGGUUUCUUCAGAAUUGGAUAGAAACGCUUGCUACAUUUGGCUAAAGUAGCGUAUAUUCAACUCAUGUUUGUGUCAUAAUGUAUAAUUCCAAAAAGGCCUUACUAUUUUUGUAGCUUCUGUUGAGGAAUUCUAACUUGGCUCAGAACACCUCUAAAUCCUUGUUGAUUCAUUAAAAGAUUUUGUUGCUCAACGCAAGGUGUUUAAUUGGCUUCAUAAUCUUUACUUGUGCAAGCUGUUCUAUGCCUGGCCAGACUACUUGUCCGUGUUGCCCAAUAUUGUCUACUCUUGACUGGCGGUGGCUCUCCUUGGCAUCCAGCGGAGGUCUUUCCAUAAUAUCAUAUAUAUAUAUUCUCUCAUAUAUAUAUGUUACUUCUUUACAGUAAUUUAACCUCUGCAUUGCUGUGCUUUAUUAUUUAAAAAUGUUAAGAAGAAGUUACUUGUGACUUCUUUAUGGGUUACCAUUGAGGUCUAUGCAGAUCAGAGAUCUUUUAAAACAAUAAGAAUAAAUAUUAUGAAAAAGUAACUUCAGUUACUGUUUGGUAGCAGUUCUGCUGGUUGGACCUUGAAGUACUUAUAGGCAUUCUUAAAUUUGUGAAGUGUGUACUAUAAUUCAGAUGUGCUUUGUUUAUUGAUAUGUCACAGAAAGACUUUGAGUUUUAAGCGGUUCUUGAUUAAACUAAUGAGAACAGGAAGUUUUAAAGCAACAUUUGCAAGAUAAUAUGCAGGAAUAAUAACGGGAUCAAUAAUGGAGUGCUUGUUGUUGUUGUUUAGUCGUGUCCGACUCUUCGUGACCCCAUGGACCAGAGCACGCCAGGCACUCCUGUCUUCCACUGCCUCCCGCAGUUUGGUCAAACCUCUGUCGUCCCCUUCUCCUUGUGCCCUCCAUCUUUCCCAACAUCAGGGUCUUUUCCAGGGAGUCUUCUCUUCUCAUGAGGUGGCCAAAGUACUGGAGCCUCAGCUUCAGGAUCUGUCCUUCCAGUGAGCACUCAGGGCUGAUUUCCUUAAGAAUGGAUAGGUUUGAUCUUCUUGCAGUCCAUGGGACUCUCAAGAGUCUCCUCCAGCACCAUAAUUCAAAGGCGUCAAUUCUUCGGCGAUCAGCCUUCUUUAUGGAGUGCUACUUCUUUUCAAGUGACCUGCAGUUCUGUGCAUUCUUGGAAAUAUUUUUUUCUGAAAUGGAGGAGUGGGUUCUUCUGAGCAAAUUUGUAUAGGAUGGGGAUGUAUGGGAAGUACAGAAAAUCAAUUGAGUGACUUGGGCUGGAAAGGAAUGAGACAUACAGAGUCCCUGCAUUCUAGGAUGCCCUAGGCCAAUUUAUACAGCUUAUUGGAGGAGGGAAGAACAAGAUUUGGGAUCUUGCUGGUUUUAAGAUGUUUGGACAGUCAUGGCUCUGCUUUUCUGUAUUUCCCUCCUUUUACAGGCCUCCUAGUUUCUUAUUGAAAAAUCUAAAGGACAAGAGUUAUAAAGUUCUUUUGCAGAACAUUAUCGGUGUUGGUAUGAGAACUUAACGCCUUUCAAGUCCAUGUGCAGUGAUGAACUACAUGGCAGUGCAUCUGUGGUGGAGGUGAUGCAGGUGGGAAGAAGACAAAGCUGAUGCAAGUUGUUCUUCCUGACUCCAUAAACUGAGGCCUAACAUGUAAUUACAAGUCAGAUUCAUCUGACUUCAGGGAUAUAUCUAGUUUACACAAUAAAGACUGCUGAAAGAGCCUGGCAAAAUGAAAUUAUUUAGGUGUGACCAACUAGAUCUUCAGCUAUUUAGAACUUGGGCAGGAGUCCUAUACUUUGAUGAUCAUGCUUUUCAAGGUACAGGAGAAAGGAGUGUGAAACUGAGGAGGAACAGAUUGGGAGAAUGGGGAUAGUAGCUUCUAUUGAGCAUCCUUGAAUGCAGCACCCAAGCAUAUUGUAUAUCUGAGUAAACAAAUCUUUAUUGGGGAAAAAUAUACUUUAUAUAAAAUAACUUUUAGUGUUGGGAACUUGGUGCAGAAGGACAAGAGUGCAUAGUGCUCCACCAGCAGAGAUUGAUUCAGCAAGAAGUGCACCACCAGUUUUGCAAAGUACCAUAUUUUUCGCUCUGUAAGACACACUUUUUCCCUCGUGAAAAGUAAGGAGAAAUGUGUGUGCGUCUUAUGGAGCGAAUGCAGGCUUCACAGCUAUCCCAGAAGCCAGAACAGCAAGAGGGAUCGCUGUGCAGCGAUCCCUCUUGCUGUUCUGGCUUCUGGGAUUCAGAAUAUUUUUUCUUUUGUUUCCCUCCUCCAAAAACUAGGUGCAUCUUAUCCUCUGGUGCGUCUUAUAGAGCUAAAAAUAUGGUAAGUUCACUGAAUACUAUGAAGAUCUACAGAAAUUCUCUUGCUGAUGCAGUGAACAAAAUAACAAAGCAGUAUGAGGAGUAUUCAGUUAUUUAGGGUGGGAUAAUAACAUGCAGCGCCCCUGUGACCCCAAAAUGUUUGUGUGAUUAUAGAGUAGUCCUCCCCACCCCACCCCUGUUAUAUUCUGUAUGUUAAAACCUCAUUCCUCCUCUGUGUGCAGUGUUACAUACCUGAAUAUGUUUUAGUAUUUAAACCCAUUUUGAUUGUUUUUGGAUUGAAUCGGGAUUUCCCUAUGGCAAUGGUUAUUGCAGAGGAAGGAUGAAAAAAAUUACCCACCUGCUGUGCCAGUCAGAAACAAUAUUUCUUCAGUCUGUUUUGUACCAGCAGUCUUAUUUGUGCCAAGCGUUGCAUGGGAAUUAUAAGACACCCCCCCAAAAAAAAUCAGUGCAGUUUUGAAAGCUUUAGUUUACAUUACCAUCAUGAUUCAAAGUGGUGUCCAAAUAUAUCAGAGCAUGGAUAAAAACCUACCCAUUAAUCUUGGGAAGAGUCAUGCAAAAUUUGGUUAAAAGAUGUCCAAAUUAGUAGCAAACAAAAUAUCCCGAAUAUGUGUUAGAUUAUGUUGAUUAUCCUCUCUAGGAAGUUCUGCUGCACAUAUACUUGUUUCAAUACUUUCUCAUUUUCACGAUGAUUAAACUACUUAAAGUAGCAAAAACCGCUGAUUAGCAAUUGUUUUCUAGUCACAUCUUUCCAGUUUGCCCCCUGGCACUGAGUAAGUUGUCCACUUCUGCUUUUGGAGUUUGCCUUUGUUGCUUUUGUCACUUGCCAAUGAUGCGGUCAGCCCUUAAAUGUUGGUACUAGAAUAAAAUGUCUCGUUUGCAGUAAUGUCUUGUGCAGCACAUACAAGUCUCCUAAAAACAAAACACUGAUGUGAUAUAGUUUUAACUUUUAAAUGUGUAAAAUGAAUUGAUUUUGUGCAGUUCAUGGUGUCAGCCAAAACUCCUGAUGCUCUGCCCUUCUGUGGAUAGUAUAUUGAAGCUUUUAUUGUCACGAAAGCUUCCAAAAAAGAAAAAGUGUGGACAAAACUCUAGGAAGGCUUCAGUAGCCUCUUUGAAUGUACGGAACUUUCCAUGCAUAAGAAUUUCUGCUGCUCACUGUUGUCUGAGCAGUGAAAACAGAGGCUAAUGAGUUGAACUUUCUGUUCUGUUUGUGCUUCUAUCUUCAUGCUUUGUUGCGGUUUUUGGUACUGGCAUGGGAAAUGGGGGAAAGAGCAGCAGCAAGCCAUUUUAAUGUUAAUAGUAUGUGCAUACUCAGAACCCUUUUUCCCACCCCUAAGCAGAGUUAGACAAAACAAUGCCCUUUUCCAGAUAUUGUUCGACUCCAGUGCCUAUUGUUCUUGGCUAUUGGCUAUACUGGCUGGACCUGAUGGGAGUUGAGAAUCUAAAGCAACCAGACAGGCAGUGUUAGAAACUGGGAUGGAAAGCUGUUCACCACAUGGCUCCUGGAACCUGGGUUAUAUGUGCAAAAACAGAAUGGCUAGUUGCCCCCCCCCCCCAAUGUAGCAGCACUCUCUAUUUAUUUUUUUGUAAAGAAUUUAUUUGGUUCCUUUUGCAAUUAGUGGUAUUUGGAGGGUUGUAACCAGCCAUAGCAAAACAGGUUAUACAGAGAGGACAGUAACACACAGUGAAAUUCAUGACUGAGUGGGGAUUUGAACCCGGGUCUUCUAGGUCCUAGUCCUACAUAGUCCAGUGUUAGAAACCCAAGAUAUAUAAGGUAGGGGCCAAAUGGCUCCUUGAACCAACGUUUCAGUCACCAAAACGGAAUGCCUAGUCUUCUUUUUCAAAUGAUGGACAGACUGUGAUUGAUUCUCAGUUAAACAUCUGGAUAGUUCAGAUGACAGCCUUGAGCUACGUUAGGAACUUUGAGAACUUAAAGAAGAAAAGUCACGUAAUCCAGGGAAAGUCCACACACAUAUACAUUGGCCUAUUCCUACCUCUCUUUCUUAAUGGUGACACAGACCAUUCAUAACGUAAUAAUAUUCUUCACAACUGUGAGCAGGGCGGUGGGGUAAUUGAAGAGAAGCUACACCAAUUAGCUAUAAUUUGUUCACUGCUCCUGCUCAGUGUGCACAGAAAAAGCAUUUGGGCUCGUGACAUUCAUUCUGAUUGUUCAGAUAAAAUAUAACUUGAUAGAAUUCUACAGGAUGGGGUAGAAGUGUGUGAAAACAGUCAGGAUUCAAUGAUUUCCAGAAAUGCACCUCCAGAUGGUGGAGAUGCCAGGCUCUUUUGUUGCCUAUAAGAGGGCUAUUAUCCUGCCUAUGUACUGUCUUAUGGUUCUUGUUCUCAGUUUGGUUCUGCAGCAAUAUACAGUAUAGUCGUGAUGCCUAUAUACUCCCUCCAGGUUCAGACAAUAUGCCUCUGAAUACCAGCUGCUGGGGAACAGCUGUGAGAGAAGGCAGUUUUAUCAACGUUCUACUUUUGGUUUUCCCAUAUGCUUCCCAUAUGCUUUUGGUUUCUCACUGUGGGAAGUGGGAUGCUGAACUAGGCAGGUGUCUGGUCUGAUCCAGUAUGGCUCUUACAUUCUGACAUCUAAUGCUCCUAAUUUUGCCACACCGACUCCUGAAGAGAGGCCCUAGCCGCACCGAUUUUUAAGAGCACAUGUCAAGUGACGGAUCACAUUAGGUUUCAUAGCAUGGCAACCUUGAAAGGUAGCUUAUUUGAGCCUGGGAAAAUAUAUCUAGCUGAGAGGCAAUAAGUUGCUUCUUGUGUAUUCAGAAGGAUAGGUGGGCUGCUGAGCACCACUGCCUUUGCCCUUGGCUUUUCCUUCCUUCCUUCCUUCCUUCCUUCCUUCCUUCCUUCCUUCAUUCCUUCCUCUUGCUCUCAAGUGUGCAACAGAAACUAUUUUUGAUCCUCUCUUGCACUUUCAUCAGCAGCUGCACAUUUCGAAAAGCACUGGGUACUCUCCAAAUGUACUUUUCAUCUCACUUCAGAGAUGCUUGAAGGAUUACUUUUUCACCGUUUCUAUUCAGCAAGCCACCUGCCUUCUUUCCAAUCCAGCCUCUUCAGCAAGCAGGCAUUGACAGUUCCUGAAAGUAUGACUCUCGUGCUUCCUGUAGUCUGUUAAGCUUCCCUCCCUUGCUUUUCCGUUACCUUCCCCUUAUUUCCUUCCUUCAACUUUGUUCUGACUUUUGUUGUAUUGAGCUAUGCACUAAUCAACAUACACUUCUCCUCAAGAGGUCCUCUUUACUGGUUGCCGAUUGCUCCUGUGUCUAACUGUAACAGAAGAAGCUUUCACUGUUCAUGCUCUUGCAUUACACAUCACCAUGGCAGUGGGGUUUGACUGGCGGAGACUUGAAGGGAAGGUCUGUAAAGGACCCUGGCAGUAUAAAGCCAAGGUAAAAUAAAGUGGCCAAGAAUGAAUAAUUUGGGUCACAGGGAAGGGCUUAAGUUUCCACUGUCACAUCAAACUACUAUCUACUUCCUGGCAGAACUGCUAGUUCUGCUUUUGUCUCCCUUAUGGUGGACAAAAGCGUGACAUAGUUCUUGGAAGCACAUUACUUGUCCAGGUGUUGCCAUGUUUGGGGGAUCUUUUCCAGGGUGUUAUAGAGCCCUUUAUGCAUCCUGAUCCCUCAUGUGAUGAAGAACUGCACCCUGUCACAUUGCCCUGAAGUGAAGAGUCAUUUCUCCUUGCCCAGACUCCCUGUGCAACUUGGAAGCCUGAACUUUCAGUAGUUCCAAAUUUCACAGGGGAUCCUACCUGUUUGCUCCCUUUUGCAGCCGUUUGCCUCCGAUAUAUGAAUGGAGACGAGGACUGCCAGGUGAGGCAGAGCUAGCUUGUUGGUCCGCACUCUUCCUUCCACAGAUCUAAUGUUGCGGGGGUAUCAGAACACACAAAUAAGGCUCAAGUUAAGGAGCAAAGUAAACUGAAGGCGCUAAAUGGGAUUUUUCCAGCCUUGCUCACAAUGUGUAUUUGCAGUUUUAUAGUGAUUUUUAUUAAAAAAAAGAUUGCGUAAAGUUUAUAUCUGCAAAUUCUAAAUACAGUUCUUCAAUAAAUAAACUUAAUAGCUAAACCUAUGCACUAAUAACUAAUUAAAUACAGCAAUUCUUGUAAAUCUUCUUUAAAUAUACUAAUUAAUUACUUGAAAAGAAUAACAGAAAUCCAAUUCUUUUCAAAAGCACAUUUUAAUUUUAAUUGGGCUAUUUAAGCAGACUGUAACUUUCAAUCUAGCCCCUUUGCUCUGUAGUUGAUGCUUCCUAAUUUUGUUUAUUUGUUAGCUCUUUUCUGAACCACCUGCAUAGUUUAAUUAAAAAAACAAAAAUGAGAUCCAACACAAUCUCAUGUCCUGUCAUUCUUAUUAGGGUCUCCCCCCCCCCUUUUUCUUUGGAAAUUGGCAUGUCCACCACAUAUGACAAUUUCUGUUCUUUUUUCUGACUGCUUCCUAAUUCUGUUUAGCAUAUUUGGGUUGUUUUCUCUUUUUUAAUAAUAAUAAUAAUAAUAAUAAUAAUAAUACCAGUUACAAAUAGCCUGCAACACUGUGCAAUUUUUCACUGUGCUGAAAAAAUAAGACUGUUCAAACUGGCUAGGGGUGAGGUUAUAUACUACAAAAUAAGUAUUUGUAUGGUGUUGCCUUUCACAACCUGGUGCUCUCUAGAAGGUUUGGAUCACAGCUCCCAGUUGUGCUGGCAGUCUGAUGGAAGCUGUUCCCUCCAGAUGGGGAAGGCUGGAAUAAUGCCUCAGGUGUUGGAAACACUUCACAAACAGUUUCUCAGUAACCCUGCAAGGUAGGCUAGCAUUCCUGCCAUAUUGAGAUGGGGCCAUGACCCUGAGCUUAGUGGCAUUUUGAGGACACCUGUGCCUGGGAUGAGAAACUGUCCUGUAUUCCUAGCCACUGCUCUCCCACCAGAUCUUAAAGGAAAAGUAGCUUAUUUCCCAACAUGCCUUUCUCAUUUUUCCCCAUAACCUCUUGCCUUCCUGGCAGCACAGUAGACAUCUGGUUCAUAGCUGUCAACUUUUCCCUUGUGAGGAAUCCUAUUCGGAAUAAGGGAAUUUCCCUUAAAAAAAGGGAAACGUUGACAGCUAUGAUCUGGUUUGCAAAGGGAUGCAAAUACACAUGCAGAAUUGGGGGCACAUUGGGGACCGGAGGAAUAAGGAGUGGCUCAACAAAUUGGGGCGGAAGUCACAAUUUGAACCAUGUCAAGUGUAGCUAGGGUGAAAUGGGCAUCUUUAACACAGAUCAGUAAGCAGGAGAGAUCUUGAGUUCUGCAUUGCACCAAUGAGCAAGGGUGUGGUUGCCUCUGGUCCAAUCAAACAGCAAGUUUUUAAUGACCAGGAAAGAAGCCAUAGUCCCUGGUAUGUCUCUGCAGUCUUCCUCAGGAAACUUACCUUGCUGCAUGCAAAAAACGGGUUCUGAACAGUUUGUGUUGCUGGAGGGCUUUGAAUGAUGGAACUUUUUAAGUUCUCUGUGGUGUAACUUGUUUCUUUCUUGUGUUUCCUUUGCUGUUGCAGCUGCACUUCGAGAUCAUAAUGCAGCAGAAAAAUGAAAGAGCAUAGGAGAAAAAUACAGCGGAGAAGUCGGUUGCUGGCCGGUUAUCGAAAAUGGACGGUGGGAUUUUGGGGGCUGAAGCAGUACUGCUUUCAAAGGAACCGUCUUUCUCUACUUAAAGGAGGGAGGCGAGGCACUUGGACACCUGUGAGCCUGAAACAAACGAAGCCCUGCAGAAGCAAGAGUCUUUGGCUCCAGAGGAAGUGGGCUCCUGAAGUGUUCCUAAAUGCAAACCCCCAGCAAGUUGUACCUUUUGAAAACUGCACCUUUCCACAAAACAUACACAGAAGCUUUUUUCCUUGGUGCAAAAGUGGAGGACCUGUUACAGUGGCAGAGGAGCUGGGUGGCACAUCCUUUCAGAGCGAAGAACUUCUGAAUAAAUUUUGCAGUUUAACGGUUGACUCAAAGCCUUCUCAAAGCAAGCAGUACAGCACCGAGACCAGCAAUACUACCUUCCUGGUAAAAGAGGAUGGUCUUGCUCGGAAGGUGGGCGAGAGCAAUAACAGUGGCGUUGAGGUUCUGAACAACUCCAGAAGGAAGUGCUGCUGCCAAGGCCUGGAGCAAAAUGGAACUUGUGACCUCCUGACUAUUAGGAGGAGGCCUAGAUUUAAAAGGUGUACUUUAAAAAACAGAUCUCUAUUUAUGAUGUAUAAGAAACUUUCUGCGGUCAAGUUUUGGAUUAGAAUCGCGAAAUCUCGUCCCAGGUUUUGGAGAGGCAAGACGUGCAAGUUGAGCAUAAGGAGGCCGAGCUGGGUGGAGAAAGUAAGCAGAGAUUGGCAAGAGGACCUCUGCCAAGGAGUCUCUGGGGCCUUGCUUCCCUCUUGGAAACUGAAAAGUAAAUCUCCCUGGAACCUGUUCAGCUUGUCAGAUAUGAACAGUCAUAUGCCAGGACCAUUGAUUGAGGAGAGUCAAACACACCUGCCUGACGCCUGCCUCACCCAGGGCGCACGCUUGCCCUGCAGGGAGCUCCAUUACAAGGAACUUGCGCCCAGAGACCAAAAUGGCAUCGCUGAGCCCUGCGUGCCGGAGUUGCAUGGAGCAGAAGCGGCAUGUGGAGCACAGCCUACUCACAAAGAGGAAGUGCGGAAGGCACCCGCACUGGACAGCUGCCCUGAUAGUUUCGUCUCUGUGACAGAGAAAGAAAGCUCGGUUUUAGGUCCAGGAGAUGGAGGAACGAAUCAGUUUACGGGUGCCGGCGAGACAGUGCUGGGGCCCUCCAGGGCAGAUUUGGGCACAAACGACGGCUUUGCUAAUGGGCCUGCUUCCGUGGAGCUAGCGCAAAAUGAGGACAGUGGUCAGAUGGAGGUGGAAGGGCCCAUAAACAUGGACGUAUUUGGCGCAGAGCUCUUAGAUCACCCGUACUGUAAAAGCCCUCAUGAUGAGCCUCUGAGAGGAAGCACAGGACAGAAAUCAGGGACCCAAAAGAGUGGGAAAAGAAGCAGCCAGAGAGCUUCUUGCGUCACUGACGAGCAGUUGGCUGUGUGGCUUUGUGGUAUAUAGCAACACUCUUAAUGCUUAUUGCUGGUUUUGUUUAUUUAUGCUAUGAAUCUGGGUGCUGUCCCUGUAGAUUAUAAUGACAUUUUAUGCACUAUUGUACUUCUUGCUAUAUUUAUUGUGGGUUUGAGAUUAGGAUGUUGCACACACAGCAGUUCAGCUGGCCUGUCCUUGUCGUUCUUGUGAUCCUCCAAGCCACGCACUGUGGCUUUUGCAGGAAUGCAGCGAAGCUCUGGCUUUUGCUUGCCUGUCUGGGAUUGCAAGAGUUGCAGUCUUAGUACCUGAUGGGCCUUAGUAAUGGCUGCUGGGCUGUAUUAAGCUUGAUGGGUUACAGAUCGUACAGGCCUGCCCUUUGAUAGCGCAGUUGCAUGAUAAACCAGUGGGUUGCAAUCACAGUGCAUUGGUGGUGGUGUUUCAUUUGAUGGGCUUGUUAUGGGACGAAAUUGAGACUGGCGCAAUUGGGGGUUGGAGCCAAAAUCAAGAGGCAGUUUAACUCUUCAGAACGCUUUGUCUGCUUAUUGUGGCCCCAGUUACUUAGGAGAACCCAGACUGGAGGCUUAAUCUCAGUACAUGCUAAAGUUGCCCGUCUUCCAUAUUGAAAUAAAAAUCUGAGUGCUUAAUGGAAUGGGUAAUGAAAGGAGUGAAGCUACUUGCUGACUGUGAGCUCAGUAGAUCCGUAUCCCCUGUACUCACCUCUUGGCAGCCCAGUGUAGAUUGGGCUGUUGGUGUGUCCUUAGUGGUAUCCAUCUGGCACAGGCCAGUUCCAUUCUGGAAUGCAGGGGUGAUUGAGUCCUUGGCUUGUAGCAAUUCCUGCUAGAAAUGUUCCAUGGUGUCGGUGGUUACUUGGCGUGUACAAUGGGUUUAAAAAUAUUUCUCCUUGUCACAAUGUAAGUAGAGGGUGCCCACAAUUUUGAAACGGAUUUGGUGUGCAUUCCCAUGACUCUAUUCUCUGAACAUCUAAUUGAUUUGGGUUGAUUUCAGUCAGGGCCAGUAUAGCACCUGUCCUGCAUUCAGACCCUGGAAGGUUCAUUUUUGCACUUCUGCAGGCUUCUUCCCCUCCCUGCAAUUAUCCCCAACUGGUCUUUCAAAAUUUAAGAUGUUAAGUUUCGAGAAACGCAGUCUGAUUGCUGCCAUCUAAAGGGCUGCGUAUUCCACGUUUAUUUUUUGUCCAUCUCUGCCUCAGCGUAACGGUAUGCGAACAGAACCGCAAUUUCAUCCAGAUGUUAGGGGUACGUAUCUCUUCUCCCAAGCCAUGUAAUGUAAAUUGAUGAUGUGCUGAUUGGAAACUCUUUCAUCUGCCUAGAAAUGCUAUAUACCAAAGGUGCAAUUAAUUAAGCACUACAGCUGUGUGACACGCCCCCCCCCCCAAAUUCGUUUCACUUAGGCUGCAGUAAGCCUCAUAUCUGGGCAGAGAUUGUAGCAUGCUUCUCUUUUGGGUUGGAUUUAGGAUUGGGUUGGGUUUAGGUUUAUCAGGUUUAUUUCAGGCAAGCCCUAGAAACCAUUUUAUGCUUCUUGCUCUCUAGGAGGGACUAGGGUGCUAAGCCCUUCAUGAGUGCAUGCUUGCUCUCCCUCACAGUACUACAGAGAUACUGUGGCUCUGCAGAAAGUGUAUGUCUAUCCUCAUUUGAACAGGGGUCCAAGUCUGGGACUUGUCAUUGCGUCGUUGUCAACCUUGUACAUCAAUUUUGUACUGUUCCCAUUCUGACUUGAAAAUGGCUCGUAGAAACUCAACCAUAGAAAUAAGUCAUCUGAUUCCUAUGUAACUGCUGCUCCUAUGCAUACUUUUUCUUCUUCAAAAAAAACCCUCUCUCUAUUUAUAAGGAUUCCUAGAUGAAGUAAUGAAGAAAUAUGGCAGUCUAAUUCCACUCUGUGAAAAGGAUGUUAUGGGAAGAUUAAAGGAAGUCUUUAAUGAAGACUUCUCCUAUAGGUUAGUAGCUAUCUCUUAAUUCUUCGCUCUGCUGAUUCACUUUCCGGAUUCCACUGGCUCCCUAUGGCUAUGCAGAGCUGCAUAUCAAAUGUGCUGGGAUAACUUCGCAUUGUCUUAUCUCUUUCUCGGCUGCCUGUUCCAGAAAGCCAUUCAUCACCAAGGAAAUCAUGAAGUAUCAGACGAGGCAUCCCAAAUCUUCCACUUGCAAUUUCCGAGUCUUCUAUAACAAGCACAUGCUGGAUAUGGAUGAUUUGACAACGUUGGAUGGUCAGAACUGGCUAAACGAUCAGGUGAGAGCAAUUGCAGGUUCUGCUGCUUAAAAUGGUGCUUUCAGUCACAUGUUGCCUUGCUUCCAGGUUGAAGGGAUGUUGGGUUUUCUUUGGAGCAGGGUGCAAAACAUUAACCUGCUUCUAUACUGUCUUCAUGGAUCUUGUCCUUAUUGUGGGAAAUGAGUUCUAGAGGCAAGGGUUAUCCAGUAGAGGCGUCUGCAAUGCGAGAAUUCACUGAUCUUCAGUAACGUCUGUUAAAACUCCCACCCAAGGUCAUCUUUUUUUAUAAAAAAAACUUUUUUAAAAACACAUUUAUUCAAAAGUCUCUCCUACCCAGUUGGCAUACUGCUGGAAGGGUGUGUGAUUUGGGAGGAAAGGAACCAUUCAAGUCACUACUAAUAUAAUUGAUUGGUGCGUGUUUGUGUGUGUACGUUCAAGGGUGUUCCUGUUGAUUUAAACAGAGUCUUGUUGCCAGCGGAAGGAUGAGCAAUACGUGCUACAUACUCUAUAUUGCUUUAUUUACAGUUCAAAGCUGGUAUAUUACAGAAAGACAUCUUGCCUCCCUUGGAGCAGAAAAAUGCAUCCUCUCUCCUCGACAGCUUGGAGAGAAUUCAACAGAGUGAAAAACAGGAAACCAGUGUACGUCACAUCCAGUCUCCCUUUCCCGUGAGAAACUCCAACAGUACAGACUGUGGAAUGUAAAACAAUGUCUUGUGACUGCAGUUGCUGCUCAGUGAGGGAAAUAGAAACCAACAUCCUCCCCUUUCUGUGAACAUCACUGGGCAGCGUGUUCGUACAGUAUCAGUACAAACCCAACUUCUGCACAUAGGUACAGUGUUGAUCCCUUGAUACAAUCUUGGACAAUACAUCAGCAGGAAUUUCAUUACCUGGCAUAUAGGACACCGUUACGAGUCCCUUCUGAAUACAUUCUCUAGCAUGCUGCAACUUCAAUUGCAAGUGCUUUGUGCUUUGCUUACAACCUUCAGACUUCAGCAAAGCCAAACAUGCUUUGUUGUCCUGGUAAACCUGGAUUGGACAUUUGACAGGAAUUUUCAUAUCUUUGCACAAUUGUACUAACCAUUCACAAUCCUUAAGUGAAUAAGACAGUGCAUUCAGUUCAGCUUCACAAGUACUUAAGCUAACUGUUGUUUGCUUCUUGCAAGACCAAUCAAACAGACUCUGAUUGUACAUGUAGCAAACUCCAGACGUACUUUUCCUGUCUGUAGUGUCACUUCCAAAACUUGCAUCUGCAAAUAUCUCAAGACCACCAGACUUCUGAUUGUUAAAUCUCAGUCUGUAAUGCAUAGUGCCUUUCAAAUACCGCGCUAUGCGUUUCAGAGCUUUCCAAUCCUUGACACUAGGAUUGUUGACUUGUCUGCUUAGCAAAUUACAGCUAACAGCAAUGUCUGGUCUUGAACAUCUGGCAAUGAAGUUUAGCUUGCCUAGCACACUCCUGUACAGUGUAGUGUCAGAAAAUGCUUCUUCAGUGUCAUCUACCUGAUAACCUGUUGUCAUCGGUGUGUCUACAGGGUUAGCAUCCAUCAGAUUUAGUUUGCUUAACACAUCAGCAAUUUUCCGUGACUGGUGUACUAGAAUGUUACCAUCUUGAUCUCUCUCUAUUUCCAGAGAUAGGUAGUUGUUUACCUCACCAAGAUCUUUCAUGUCAAAGUGCUCUUUCAGUUGAGCUAGGGCGCUAUUGUACAUUGCGACAUCUUUCCAAAAGAAUAAUAAAUCAUCAACAUAAAACAAACAGUACAGUUUCUUUUGCCCCUCCUCUUGACAAAUACACAUGGAUCAGCUUUCCUUGCUGAAAACCUAGAGAAAACAAUACUUCAGUGAGUUUUGUGUGCCAACACCGUGCACUUUGUUUGAGACCAUAAAGGGAUUUCUUCAGAGCACAAACAAAUCCCUGUUUUACCUGUACGCCAUCAGGUGGAAGCAUAUAAAGUGAUUCAUCUAGAGAUCUGUACAGAAAAGCUGUAUUAAUAUCAUGGUGACUAAUGUGUAGAUUUUCCUCUGCAGCUAGCUUGAGCAUAAGCCUAAUGCUUUCAUAUCUCACUGUGGGUGAAUAGGUCUCGUGAUAGUCUUCACCUGGUACCUGUGCAAAACCUCUGGCUACCAAUCUGGCUUUGUGUCUGACUAUCUUGCCAUUUUGAUCUGUCUUCGCUUUGAAGACCCAUUUGCUUCCAAGCAGUUUCAUUCCUGGAACUACUGGAACUAGCUCCCAUGUUUUGUUCCUUUCUAAGGAAUCAAGCUCAGCCUUCAUGGCAUUUAACCAUGGCUCAGCUUCCUUUGAAUCCAAACCCUGGAUUUCUUGGAAACUUGAAGGUUCAAAUACCUUCUUGGAGCUUUUGACAGCUGUUACUGCUAUCUUAGCAAACUCAUCAGCAAAUCUCUUUGGAGGUUUGCCUUUUGUGGCUCUCUGUGACCUACGAAUUAGCCUUAAGUCUUCAACACUCUCCUCUUCCUUCUUAGGAGAAAAACGACCUAUUGUGAACAAUGGUUCUUCCAAGUCUUGAUCAGAGCUUUCAGAGGGUCGCAUAGAGGCUUUCGCACUCUUGAAAUCCUCUGAAUCACCUGAUUCAGUUUCAGAUUCAGACUCAGAACUUUCAUCAGUGGGUGUGGGCUGUUGUGGUUGCUUUUGACUAUCCUCAGUCUCAUCACCGUCAUCAGGAUAACAUUGGUAAAUUCCCACAUUCUCCCCCCACUUUGCAUUGUACUCAACACUUCUCGUGAGCUUAAUUGUCUUAGAGUCAGUCAUCAUUAUUCUGUAAGACCCUUUCUGAUAACCUAGAAAGAUACCAUGCAAUCCACGCUUGUCUAACUUGGAGUUUUGUGGUGAGCGAACCCACAUGUCAGAACCAAAAAUCUUCAUGUGUUUGAUGUAUGGCUUCUUGCCAAACAUCUUCUCAUAGGGGGUACAACCAAUCGCUGAAAAUAAUCUGCGAUUGUAACUGUAAACAAAACACGAGAGAGAUUCGGCCCAAUAACUCUCUGGAAGAUUGGCAUCAUGCAGCAAGGUCUUUAACCCUUGAAGCAAAGUCUGAUUUGCCCGUUCCGCAAGUCCAUUCUGCCAUGGCGAGCGAGGACUAGACAAAUCGUGUUGAAUUCCUUUCUCAGUCAGAAAAGCUUCAAACUGCUGAGAAGUGAAUUCCCCGCGAUCACUGAAAAGAGUCUUUAUCUUCUUACCAUGCACAUUUUCCAACCAAGCACAGAAUUCCUUGAACCUAGGAAAAGCCUCCGAUUUCUGCUUGAGAUUGUACACAAAAAUAUAUCUAGAAAAUGCAUCAAUGAGAACCAUGAAGUAUCUAUUUCCACCCAAAGAGGGCGAUAGUGGUCCAACCAAAUCAGCAUGAACAACCUGGUAUGGUUCUGUAGCUUUCCUACUAGACACCUUACCUUCGCAGCCAUUUUCACUUUGUUUGCUGCGCAUGCUUUGCACUUCAUGUGGUACCUGCAGGGUUUAAUAGUCAUACCUUCAACCAAGGCAGGCAUUUUAGAUACUGCCUCAAAAUGCAAAUGACCAAAUUUUCGAUGAAAAUCGUGAAUACAUUCUGCAUGCAAACUUUUGUUAGAACCUGCAAUGCAACAAGUGUCAUCCUGCACCACAUCAUCAUAAUACAAAACAAACAAAUGAUCAACAUAUUCUGCAUGCAAUACAUAAUCAUUUUUCUUUGUGAUGAUGCACUUCUUGUUCUUGAAGGAAACGUCAAUGUUCCGCUCAUUCAGCUGUCCAACGCUGAGCAGAUUAUGUUUGGCGUCUGGCACGUAAAGCACAUUCUGUAUCGAUAAGUCCAAACUGUGAAGAACAACAGUUCCGUAGCCUUUACUGGGAAUAGUGUGGUCAUCCGCCUGGUGAAUCGCACCUUCCUGCGGUGUAAAAGACACAAACAGUUUCUUAUCGUUGCACAUGUGGUGGGUGGCCGCUGAAUCAACAACGAAGAAAGAUCUAGACGUCUUCUGGACCUCUGCAACCUUUGGAGUGAAGCGUGAAACCAUAGCCUUGUGCUGCGUUGUCCUAGACACCGGACCUUUGCCUUUGCCUCGGCCUUUUCCGCGUGAUGAGCUUCGCUGCGCUGCUCUGUCUUGGCCCUGGGAUGUCUGCAUUCCCUCUUCAUAUGGCCUAGACGUCCACACGAGUAGCAUUUCACUGCCUGCAAAGCUUUGGCGCCAUCUGGUGGUUCCACUGCACUAUGGGAUGACGUCUGUGAAGACUCCCCUUGCCCAUGCAGCUAGCACCCCGGCGAUCUGCUUCAUUUAAAAUCACGGCAGUAACAAAGUCCACUGUCAGCUGAGCAGCUGGUUGCACAGCAAUCUGGGUUGCAACAGACUCCCAACCUGAACCCAAAGAUUGUAGUAUCAUGAAAGAAUACACAGCCUCUGGAAAGUUGAGUCCUCUCUGUUGCAGCUCAUGUCUCAGAUUUUGCAUCUCCAUUAGAUGUAAACGCACAUCUCCACCUUCAGCAAGAGCCAUAUUAUGCAGCUUGUUAAAGUAAAACAUAGUGGAUCCAGCUUCUGUCCUUAAGUGAGCCUCUCUCAGAGCGUCCCAAAUUUCUCUGGCUGAGGUCUUAUCACGCAAUAGACAGAGCUCUUCUGGGGAUACUAUCAAUGUAAGAGUUCCCUUGCUUUGGAAUCCUUAGCUUCCCAUGCAUCUGUAACUGGAACUGGGGGUUCCUGUAAUCACCUCAAACAAACCCUCUUUCCGCAGAAUUGCCUCUGCAUACUGAACCCAGUCGCUGUAAUUUUUCUUGUUGAGCUUAGGAAUCCUACAAGCAUCCUGAAGGGCCAUCAUGACUCUGGCAUUAGCCUUCAGCGUCAUAUGCUGCUUUAAAUCUUGCUGCGUCACUGCUGCAGCUGCCUCAUUACAAAGGCACACUUAAAAGUUACUUUCGAUUUCCCCAGCAUAGUGACUUGUGCCUGGGAGCCUUUUGCCUAUUCCGGCAAAACCGGCUUUAAAAGUUCAAAGUCCAGCCAUAAAGCCAUUAACUUGAAGCUGGCAGGCUGCCCGGAGCAGUAGCACAUACCUCAUCAAUCACUUCUACGCGCAGAGCAGAUUCCUUUCCGAUCCGUCCCUCUGCAUUCCGAUCCGACCUCUGGAGUCCAUAACCACGUGUUGAUUUAAACAGAGUCUUGUUGCCAGCGGAAGGAUGAGCAAUACGUGCUACAUACUCUAUAUUGCUUUAUUUACAGUUCAAAGCUGGUAUAUUACAGAAAGACAUCUUGCCUCCCUUGGAGCAGAAAAAUGCAUCCUCUCUCCUCGACAGCUUGGAGAGAAUUCAACAGAGUGAAAAACAGGAAACCAGUGUACGUCACAUCCAGUCUCCCUUUCCCGUGAGAAACUCCAACAGUACAGACUGUGGAAUGUAAAACAAUGUCUUGUGACUGCAGUUGCUGCUCAGUGAGGGAAAUAGAAACCAACAGUUCCUAGGUCCAUAUUUGUCACCAGAGGUUCAGGUGAUCUCUCAAGUGAGGAGCACCUAUUAUCAGCUUACAUGGAUAUACCAAUAACCCCUUUCCUGAACAGGGUUGGUUUGGCCACUGUCAUGUGUGCAUUAGUUGACCUCAUGACUGGUUGGUCCUAUACAGUGGUACCUCUGGAAGCAAACGGGAUCCGUUCCGGAGCCCCAUUCGCAUCCAGAAGCGAACGCAACCUGCGUCUGCGGGUCACGAUUUGCCGCUUCCGCGCAUGCGUGUGAUGUCAUUUUGACCGUCUGCGCAUGCACAAGCAGCGAAACCCAGAAGUAGCGCGCUUACUUCCGGGUUGCCGCAGCGCGCAACCCGAAAAUACUUAUCCCGAAGCUACUUCAACCCGAGGUAUGACUAUUAUGGAAUGCCCUUCCAUGGGGGAGAUAAGCCAGUGGAUAUCUGAGUUGAGUAUGAGGAAGUUAAGAUAGGAUAACCUCUCAGCUUCGUUGGAGUUCAUCCUAGUAGACCUUGUUAUAGAAUUGCCCCCUUAAUCUGGUUCUGGGUUCAAAUUGGUUAGAUUGCUAUGGUGUAAGUAAGUGGCUUGAUUUGUACAGAACUAGACUGUCUAAUUAGAAUUGGAAUGCUGGGUUUGAAACAUGUAAUCCAGGCUAGGAUUAGUGCAUCCUUCAAAAUUUGCGUUCUUACUUAGCGGAAUGAGAAAAUGAAGCUUGCAAAGAUGGUUGACUGCAACAGUAGAAUAAGACAAAAUUGUAAAGCAAAUAACCAUGACUGCUUCCUUCUCAUACUUGUCUGCUGCAUUCAGUGGUGAUUCGCAUCGCUGCCUAAAAAUGAGAUUUGAAAAUUCUCUAAGACAAGAUGUGAGCAUGGAACUUGCUCUGUCUGUCGGUCUAGGGGGAAAAAAUAUUUACAUCCUUACACCCUAUCUUGUGUGGUCAGGUCUAGAUUCCUGUUACACCAAAUGCUUUUGCAUAUUUGUGGAAAUCUGUAUACAAUGUAAAAUAGUAGCCUCUUUCUGGAUUGAGAAGAGAAUUUCUGCUUCACAAAGGACUCUUCCCAUCUGCUGCAUAUCAAGCCAGUAAGUAAUGUGUCCAGCCUUUGAAAUGUACCAGACGCACUUUGCACCUGGCAAUCGGCCACUUGUGACCAAGUAAAGAUGCCUGGGUGGCAGGAUGGUGCCUGACGUCUCCACCGUCUGGAGGUGCAUGCCUGGGGAUCCUUGGAUUUUGACUGUUUCCACGCACUAGCAACACAUCCUGUAAAAUUUUAUCCAUUAUAUUUUAUCUGCACAAUCAGAAUGAAUUUCAGAAAUCAAAAACUUGUAUUGAAAAAUAUGACCUUUGAGCUGUCUGGCCCAAAAAUGGCAACUAGGCAUUCUUUUUUGCAACUGUAAUCCUGGUUUAAGGAGGCAUUUGGUGCCUAGCUUAUACAGUGGUACCUCAGGUUACAUAUGCUUCAGGUUACAGACUCAGCCAACCCAGAAAUAGUGCUUCAGGUUAAGAACUUUGCUUUAGGAUGAGAACAGAAAUCGUGCUCUGGUGGCGCGGCGGCAGCAGGAGGCCCCAUUAGCUAAAGUGGUGCUUCAGGUUAAGAACAGUUUCAGGUUAAGUACGGACCUCCGGAACGAAUUAAGUACUUAACCUGAGGUACCAGUGUGUAUCUGAGUUUCUAACACUGCAUGUGUCAGAUCUGCUACAAUACACCCACAAAGUCAUUUCCCUCAAUGCCAGGGUGUAACUGCAGGUCACAAGUGUCCCUUAAUCUCCUUGGAUACAUACAAAUAUAUUAAUCUUCACUGAGCUACCUGACUUAAUGAAGAAAGGCUCAAUUAGCUCACGGUUUUCUCAGGUCUGGCUCUCUGAGCUUCAUAGAGGUAAAGCUGAGCAUACUAUAUCUGGUCAUUCUAAGAAUUACUGUGCAACUUUAAGAAUUGGUGUGUGGGUUUGCUUUAUUUGUUGGUCUCCCCUCCUCCCCCCAGGCUGCUUUUGUGUUGUGCAAUUUAGAUUGUAAGCCUGUAAGUAAGUUUGUACUAAUCAGAUGUAAGCCACUCUGGGAGCCCUUUUGGUUGAAAAGCAAAGUUAAAAUGCUUUAGAUAAAAUAAAUGAAGGACAUAGCAGCGUUGUAAACUUAUUCCUGAACACAUUGUCCAUGUGAAUGUAAUUGGAGGAAGAAGAACCGCCUCUGCCAUAGAGAACAGAGCCAUAUUCCCCUUCUUUUUUGGUGGAAAAUGGUUGGGAGUACACUGGUACAAAACGAACAUGUGCUUCUUUUUUUAAAGAGCAGAAAUCACACCUCUUGCAAGAUGGAGCGAGCUGCCAUUUGGGGCAGUCUCUGUUUUAAAUCUGACACUGUGGGUGGUUGGGAUUCCAGUCCUCACGGUUGCAGUCUUGUAUGUUUGGGGGCAGUAGCUGCUGCAAUCUCAGAAGCUGAAAAGGUGGCAGAAUAAACCUCCAGAGAAUAAGACUUUCAGUCUCCAGCGUAACUCAUUGCUACUAGCAAAAACAGAGUAAAUUCAUUCAUUCUAAAUCGUUCAGGUUGCAGAAUUCAGCUUUCUUUGUUGUUGGAUUGUGCAGAAUCUAUUUUCAAUGUGCAGUAUAUGUAUCCUGGCUUCUAGCAAUGCAUUCAGAGAAUGACCAGAUACAUUGAGCAUUGCAGAGGAGCAAUUCACAAAUAUAAUGUGAUUUUCCUCCCUAAUAAAAUUUCAACUUUCUUCUUCUCUAAAUUCUUUCAGAUUAUCAACAUGUAUGGCGAGCUAAUAAUGGACGCAGUCCCUGACAAGGUGAGCUUCUUUUACUUGGUUCUGUAUUAUGCAACAGUAGCUCAAUUGGAUAGGGGGGAAAAGGUGGCUUAAAAAUAUUAGUCCUAAGGGAAAAUGGAGAGGGGCAAUUAUGGGGGCAGUUAUUCCUAACUUUGCACAGGGGGAGGGAGUAGUCAAUCCUUUAAUCUGCUGGCUGUUUAUUUACAUAUGAACUCCACUCUACAGCACACACUGGCUAUGUAUGGACAUUCGUCUACUAUUAUUUAAUUUAUAUAUUGCUUACACGCCAAAAUUUCAUGUAAGCAGUUUACAACUGUAAAUCAACACAUAACCAAGAGACACAAUAACAAAUCCACUGGAGUAUUAAAACAUCCUUAAUUAAAAUAUGCAAUAAAACAAGCAUAACAAAACAGUUAAAAUAAUAAAAUUGGACCUUCAGAAUCACACAGCAUGGUUUAUGAGCUGAAGCUCCCCUCCUUCACUAGUUAAGAGGUUUUUACUGUGGUAUAAAAAUGCUCUUAAUAAAAUAAGAGCUUCCUUAGUUGGGGUGCAGCAGAUCUUGGUUUGCAUUCAGCUGGAGUUCAUUGUGCUAGAACUGGAGGCUUCGAAUGUGAUCAGUCAUCGACCUCUUCUGCCUUUUUUAGGUUCAUUUCUUCAACAGCUUUUUUCAUAGACAGCUGGUAACCAAAGGAUAUAACGGAGUAAAACGAUGGACUAAAAAGGUAGGCUUCUGUGUGCUCUGAAAGCCCUUAACAGCUGAGUAAUACUGAACUAUUUCGAAGACUGAAUUUUAAAUGAAUGCACCGUGCGAACCUGGAAGUACUGGAAUGGGUUACUUCCGGGUUUUGGCGCUCGUGCAUGCGCAGAAGCCCUAAAUUGCGCUUUGUGCAUGUGCAGAAGCACCGAAUCGCGACCCGUGCGUGCGCAGACGCGACGCUGCGGUUUGCGAACAUGCCUCCUGCAUGGAUCACAUUCGCAACCUGAGGUUCCACUGUAUUGCUAAAUUAUUGGGCGGAGUUCAAGAUUCUUGUAUUAAUUUCCAAGUCCUUAAUUUGGGUCCAGGAUAUCGUAAGGACCAUCUGAUUCCUUAUAUUUCGUCCCAGUCAGCUAGUCCUCAGUGACUCAAAUGCAUGGCUCAUAAUUAUUAGACACAUUGCAUUCAUUGUAGUGGAUGUGAGCCUGUGGAGCUCCUUCCCAGCUGAAAUUAGACAGGCGCCCUCUUUGCAGAACUUCAGGCACCUGACUGAGACUUCCUUGUUGCAGCAGGCAUUUUAAAGUAGCAUUUGGUUUUAUGAUAAGUUUUUAUUGUUUUAUUUUUAAAUUCAACUUUAUUUUUUUUUAAUGUACAUAAGUUAGAAGGGCUUAGGAUUAAAUGACAUGUAAAUGUCUUAAAUAAAUGAGUGUCUUUGGCUGCUUAAGAUAGAUCUGAGAUGCUGUAGUUUCCUGAUAAAAUACAGGUUUUGCAUGAAAGACGGUCCCAGGCUCGGCUGCAGAAUAUACAUAGCUACGAACCAAAAGCAGAAGCGAGGAAAGCAUCUUUGUGCUGGAAGUGCUGGUUUCAAGCAUCGCACACAGCUGGGGAAUUACCCUCCGGCAUGACUGACCUAGUGGAAAUACCCUUCCAAGCCCCAAAUAGUAAACUAUCUUUGCCAGAUAGAAUGUUCCUCUCUAAUAUGGGGGAUGGAAAAACCUCUGGGUAACAGGAAAGACUUCCUAUAACCAACUGAGUUGACUGAUUAAAAUAUUUAGAGAGGUGUGUGUGAAAGAAAGAAAGAAAGAAAGAAAGAAAGAAAGAAAAAGAAAGAAAGGGUCUAGCAAGCUUCAGGAUAGGAAAAGACGGCCUCCUUAGAGUAUACAGCCUUGGCUUUUGUUCCUCAACCUACAGGAAGCUCAGCAACUCAGCACUAUGAAUUAUAUAUGGAGCCAUGUAGCAAAGUGUUUGGGCUGAAGUGCUCCAGAGCAUUCUAGGUGUUUGCUUAAAUCACAACUGAGCACUGAAAUGGGCUUUGUUUGCAGAGAGGCUUAAAGUAGACUUGAGAUGUUUAUUAAAUGUUUAUUUAAGGCACAUCCUUAAAUCUUGGAAAUACUUCAGAGUGAAUAAAAGCAGGUUCCUUCUAUCGAUCAAUCAAUCAAUCAAUAAGCUUUUAAUUUUAUUUAUGUAAAAAUACUUUUGUUUCUCAAGGAAUAACUUACAUACAGAUUAAUAUUAGCAAAGCUAGCCCUGCUGUUAAACUAUAAAGCUAAUCAAUGCCCCUACCAGAUAGGUUGAGACUUUUCUGUGCAUAUGAAGAAGCAUGUUGAUCAUUUCCCAAUUAUCCUAUGUACUUGGUCACUUGGAGAACGGAGUUCACUAUCCUUAUGUAGGCAAAAUGGCACCAUCUAUGUGCAAAAUGAAGUACUGUCAGGCUUUGGGAAACUUAAGGCUUGCAGGUAGGUAGCCUUGUUGGUCUGCUGUAGUCGAAACAAAAUAAAAAGAUUCCUUCCAGUAGCACCUUAGAGACCAACUAAGUUUGUUAUUGGUAUGAGAUUUUGUGUGCAUGCACCCAUCUUCAUCUAAAGCUCAUACCAAUAACAAACUUAGUUGGUCUCUAAGGUGCUACUGGAAGGAAUCUUUUUAUUUUGUUAAGGCUUGCGGACAUAUGUUGCCUUUAGGACUUAAAGUGGGGGAGAGACUCCAAAACAUCCAGCAAGAACUGAGCUUGCUUGGCUUGUGUGUGCAAUACUGACUGUUGCAGGGGGAGGAAACUGAGGUGGAGGCAUGACAAAGGGGUGCAGCUGGUUGGCACAAUGAAUGAGAGCAUUCGGCACUCCCAACAUUUUUUGUUGGUGGGGCCCACUUCUGGAAUGCCUUGCCCACUUUCGAAACGUAGGGUUGUAUCCAAUGUUUGCCCCAAAUCAAAGUCACUUAGCGGUAAACUUUUUCCGCUCGCGAAAUGUUUUAUUCCAGCGGGAUGUUGUCGCGCAAGCGGAACGCACCAAAAGGUUGCUGGUAAUUUCGUUGCGCAGUCUUGUGCAGCGAGUUGCACAAUCCUCUGCAACGAGUUUCUGCUAUUGCAGUUGUUGCAUUGGCGUCCUCUGCUCAACAUUAAAACUCACCUUUGUGCUAGUCGGCAGAGAACUUUAGAUGCGGCCCAUGGGCACUGUAUAUUGACUCUGCGAAGACAGGAUUGCUCUAAUCUGCCCAGUGACUCUCAGGCCUUCCUUCAGCCUGUGCAUAGAAUUCUAGAGCCAGAAGGGACAGUGAGGGUCAUCCAGUCCAACCCCCUGCAAUGCAGGAAUCUUUUGCCCAGUGUGGGGCUCGAACUCACAGCCCUGAGAUUAAGAGCCUCGUGCUCUACCAGCUGAGCUAUCCCAGCCUUUGAUCACAAGCACUUCUUGUUCAUUUUGCUGCUCUGUUUCUGUGAAGGCAGGGCUGGGUCCGCCAAGGCAGAGUGAAGCAGAAAGAAGCAGUGCUGGAAGCAAUAGGCAAAGUUUUAGAUAAGUGCACAUCUUCCUACAGUCCUAUCCUUAGCUCAUAACUGAUAUGGCUUCUUGCUGGUAGGAAAGACUCUCUAUGCUAUGGGGAUAUUUUAAAAGCAUGCCCUCUGUAGGUAAAAAUGGAAAGUAUUCAAAACUGUAUGUAGAGUGCAGCAGGUGUAAAUGAAAUUGUUUUUAGUUGAUAACAUGGAUCAAGUGGUCACUUGGUGGAAAGCACAUGAAUUAUCAGAGGGAAUAUUGAUCAAAUCAAUUAUUUAAGUCAGCCUUUAUUUUUAUUUUUGUUGACUUGAUAUUGUCUUGUUUUUGAAACCUUUGCACCCUCUGAUGCUGUCACAAUUUUGUUCCCAAGCUCUCUUUGAGUUUCAGCUGUCUGUCGUAGUUCUGCUUUGGCAAAAAUGUGAUCUCCUCAGUAGCUACUGAGUGUGAUCUCUUCCAUCCUUCCUCCUUUUCUUUCUUUCUUGUCUUUCUUUUUUGAGAUAGAAAGUCAAUCCUCUUUUGUAAGGAUUCAUUUAAAACGGGGCCUCAUAAAUUGAAAUGUGCUGUUCUGCUUCUUGGAAUGGGAAGCUAAAUUGGAUUUUGUUACUUAGCUUGCAUACUAGAUCUCUGCUUUUGUUUUGUUCGUGCCUUUUGCAGCAUUUCAGAGUCUGCAGCAAACAUCUGUUUCACCUGACUGAAUUUUAAUUAAACUUGGGGUGCAUUCGCUUUCCAUCUUUUGCCCCAGAAUAAGAGUAUCUGAUUUUUGACGCUUGUGAUAAGAUUGCUCUCACUUCCUCCUCAAAGCAAAUGCUAAUUCUCACCAUGACCUCAAGGAGCUUGUAUAUAAGAAUGGCUAAGGUUAAACUAUGCACCAGGAAGCCCCCCGUUCAUAUCUCACCUCAAGCCUCUUCUUUUCAGCUUGUGUGCCCCACCUGCGAUAUGGCAAUGUAUUACACCUGCCUUACAUUUUAGCGUAAUCCUCUGAGGUGGGUCGAGCAAAGAGAGUAAUGGUUCACCCAGGUUUAGAACUGAGACUUCCUACAUCCAAGCCCGGUAUUUUAUAGUCGUGAAACCUUAGUUUGUACCUGGUUUUUCUACUUCCCACACUUUUUUGUUGGAACGGGUGUCUUAAUUGGUUGUCGGGGAAAGCACCUCCAUUGCUUUGAACUGAAGCAGUUUCUCUUAAGUGAAAACAGCAACGUGGCAACUUGCCUCUGGCCAUUCACGAGUUGGCAUCUUGGGUAUUGGGCAACUACUUCAUGGGAUGUUAUGUGCUUGGUGGGGGCCUUUCUGCUGCUCCCACCACAUGAACAAGGGUGCCUGCCCUGAGAAAUUCCUUGUUUCAGGCUUUUCUCUGCAGGCACGAGAGCUAGAAACCUCCUUGCAACAGCUGAGAACACAAGGAGUGUACCUAAUUCUUUGCCUUUCGCAGUUGGGCAUUCUUGCCGGUGUGUGCACACCAGGUGCAAUGGGACGGGCAUCCCUUUCCAUAGAAGUGUGCUCCUUUUGUGUGUGUGCAUAAAACGGUAACUUUGACAGUUAGGUCCUAUUCAUCCCUUCCAUGUUCUUUAGCAGUUUUGCUUGCAGCAUCAAGUAUUAAACGCAUGCAGCCUGCCUUGCAGAAAUGUUUGUCCUAUCCAUUAAGCUGCCAUCCUCAUCACUUGCCCAAGGCUGUUUCCACCUCUCUAAUAUGCCUUCGACAUCUUCACUCGUAGGCUAGAUGCAGAAUGCAGAGCUCCUUCGUUGUCUUUUGGCUGCGUUGUGCUGCUGAUGCUGCGUGUGUUCACGUGCGGAAGGCUGUCUCUUAGGAAUGCUAAUUUCAUGCUUAAAACCCAAUGCCAUCUCAUAGCACACUUGUCAAAAAAUAUUGAUUUUGAAUAAUUCAGCAUGAAGAGAUAUAAAGCAGUAACGGCCGCGCUGCUUAAAAAUAAAUAAAUUGAAGCAUCUGUUUAAAUAAGCAAAUGGCAUCAAAUAAAUUGCAUCUGGGGAGGAAAACGGAACCCAAAGUGAAUGUCUAUAAGCUCUAAGGCUUAAUCUACAUAAAGGAGCAAAUUUGAAGCAGUAGAAUGGACUUUAUAUCACAGGUUUGGGGGGCGGGUGAGAGUCAUAUUUUUCCAAUACCCCUUGCAAGAAGAAAACCAACAGAGCAGAAAGUGGGCUGAGUGAGAACCUUUCUCGCUGACGUGCUGCUUUUCUUACUUUAUUUUACUGUGUUGGGAGUGUUUUAUGUGGGGAGCAUUGAAAAUGCCACUUUCUUCGACCUGUAGCCUUUAUAGGGCGUGGAUCAGGACUCAACUAGUGGUAGGAAUGGAGCUGGCUUGCGAGGGAUUGGAGGAAGAACAUUUCACCUCUGCUUUUCCCACAAAUACUUGGAGCAGACUUGGAAACAAGAUCUUUCCUGUUGGUACUGCUCUGUGCAGUUACGGUAUCACCAGAAAGGCCUUAGCCCAUGGAUCAGCCUUUAUGCUGAGUGGGUCAGACUCCUGCUAAAAGCGGUGGGGCUUCCAUUCGCUGCCAAACUUAGACCACUGGAUUGCAAAGAAAUAAUUGGGUGUGUUCUCAUGCAUGUAUGCUCUUACCUGUAUAACAACAACAACAACAACAACAACAACAAUUAUUUAUUUAUACCCUGCCCAUCUGGCUGAGUUUCCCCAGCCACUCUGGGCAGCUCCCAAUCAAGUGUUAAAAACAAUACAGCAUUAAAUAUUAAAAAUUUCCCUAAACAGGGCUGCCUUCAGAUGUCUUUUAAAGAUAUGAUAGUUGUUUAUUGCCUUGACAUCUGCUGGGAGGGCGUUUUACAGGGCAGGCGCCACUACCAAGAAGGCCCUCUGGCUGGUUCCCUGUAACCUCACUUCUCGCAGCGAGGGAACCACCAGAAAGCCCUCGGUGCUGGACCUCAGUGUCCGGGCUGGACAAUGGGGGUGGAGACGCUCCUUCAGGUAUACAGGACCAAGGCCGUUUAGGGCUUUCAAGGUCAGCACCAACUUUGAAUUGUGCUCGGAAAUGUACUGGGUGGGUAUGGCUGGGGCAAGAGGGCUUGCUUCCACUUGGGAAGUCUUGCCUAGUUCAGUGUCUGUGUAGUACUUGCCUGGUAACCAUUGCUGCCUCCAAGGCUAGUGGGUUUUGUUUUGUUUAAUUUGGCUUUGUCAGAAACCAGAAUGUGCCACCACUACCUGAUUUUUAUCACAUUUUGUAUGCUCUCUUUCUUCUAAGGAGCUAAGGGAUGGUUGUUUUGUUGCAGUUAAAGUUAGAUAUGGUGACUGACUGAAGACUGCACAGUGAGUGGCCGUUUGAACCUGGGUCUCCCUGCUCCAAGUCUGCUCCAAGACAAUGGCCUUCCAAGCCUACAAUGAGUAGAGUAACUCAAGAGUAACGCAGCUUACAUGCUUUUACACCUGACAACAGAACAUUUUAAUUUGGCAUGUCAUAUUCAAGAAAAAUCGUUGUAGUUGUUGCUGCUUCACUGGCUCCCUGUUUUUUGAUUUCAUAGUAGAGGGGAAGGAAGAAUGUGUCUUAUGAGAAAUAGGCUGCUCCACCCACUUGCUUUUCGGUGACUUAAAUACACACAGGGUGAAACGUUUCCAGGCUGUUCUCUUCCUACGGUGGUUUGGGAUCAUUCUGUCUGAAUUGCACGUGACUUUGUAUUUUGUGGUGAUGGGUGCUCUCUUCCCCUUCACUAGGUGGACCUCUUCAAAAAGACGCUCUUGUUAAUUCCUAUUCAUCUGGAAGUCCACUGGUCCCUAAUUACUGUGAAUCUCCCUAACCGAAUUAUUUCGUUUUACGACUCUCAAGGCAUUCACUUUAAGUUCUGUGUCGAGGUAAGAUUAACUUGUUGUUACAGCUGUUCUACUAAACAGCGUCGGCCUUAGAAAAAGCACUUAGCUCCCCCCCCCCCCAAUCCUUUCACAGGGCUCUGAUUUUUUCGGUAAUCCUUUGGAGCGUCCAAUCUACACAUUUCAGGACUCUUUGGCCCAAAACAGAGAGCACUGUCAGUGUGGAAACUGGCCCAGAUGUAGUUCAGAAGUUGUUGUGCGAAUUAGACAAGUCUUCAGGCAAGUGACAUACCAGUCUCAAGGAUCCCAGGCCAGGUGCUAUAUUGUUUGGUAGCGUUUCCUUGUCUUGAAGCUUGUCUUGCAACUCUGCUGCAGCCACAGACCCUAGGAGUUUAUAUAAUUUCAAGACUUGCUUCUCCAGCAGUAAAUUUCAUGCAUACCCCACAUUUGCGAAAGCGACAGUUCCUAUCCAGUGUAUCUAAAUUAAUCCUAAAUAGCUUCCAAAUAGUUUAUGCCCUUUAUCAAUCCCACUUCUACCCCGCUCCCUUCUGUAAAGAUCUCAAGGCCCUGUGUAUGAUGUUUAUUUCAUUUUUACCUUUUGCGUUGGGCCUGCUUGGUGUUCUUGUGAGCUUGGGGUCUCCCAGCUUCACACGAUGGGCAAUUGCAGAAUUAAUCCCAGUCUCCUCCAGUCCAAGCAGAAAACUCUCUUCACUAUACCCACAGGUAUCCUCUGCAGGGAAGCACUCAGUUAAGAUGUUUUCAUAGCAGUAUUCAAAUGGCCCUUAUUCAUGUCCCCCACCCCCUCUUCUUUAAAGAACAUACGCAAAUACUUGCUGACAGAAGCUAGAGAAAAGAACCACCCCGAUUUCCUUCAGGAUUGGCAGACUGCUGUUACAAAGGUAAGGACCACCUGUGUGGUUUUUAGAAAGAAGGCUUUGUUGAGUAAGAUGAAACACGCAAUGUCCACUGGAAGUCAGAAAUCUCCACCUUUCCCCAGGAAGCCCAGAGAGCGUUUGCUAUGAAAACCCUCAACAUGUGACAUGUUACCACCAAAAUGCAGGGAUGGAGAGCCUGUAGCCCUCCAGAUUCUUGGGGACUACAACUCUCAUCAGCUCCACCUGGUGUGGCUGAUGCUCAGGAAUUAUGGGAAAUGGAGUCCAGGGACAUCUGGAAGGCACAGUGAGCAUAAGAAGAGCCUUCUAGAUCAGCCAGUGACCUGUCUGGUCCAGCAUCCUCCGUACGCUCUUUAAAGGGAGCGCGGCUCUUAGGGGAGUCUUAGCCGCGCACAGCCUCUCCCGGGCAGGGGGGAUGAAGGCUCCCGCUGCCCGGGAGAGGCUGUGCGCGGCUAUCGCUUGCUGUCCUGGCUUCUGGGAUUCAGAAUAUUUUUUUCUUGUUUUCUUCUUCCAACAGCUAGGUGCGUCUUAUGGUCUGGUGCAUCUUAUAGAGCGAAAAGUACAGUAAUUCUGAUGAAAUAAAUGAAAUUGUGAAAUGGAAAAAAAAAUCUGUGGUGGAGGUGGAAUGGGGAAAUUAGAGUUGAGCAGUAUUUUACGUUCAAAACCACUGUGGGUUCAUGGCUUUGCUAGGAUGGAGUUAGCAGAUUGUAGGCAACGGCGUGUUGCAUGACCAAAAGAAGCACAUCUUAUCUGAGGUGCCUGGGGGGCUCCUGCAGUGAAUGGCAGGGGGAUUUAAAAGUGGUGGAAGUGACCCCCCCCCCGAUCUACCAAGACAUCCACGUUACUCCAAUACGACAGCCGCUUGCAACCAGAUGUAGUCUGGCAGUGAUAAAAGGGAACAACUUGUGUGAAGUGCAAACAAGGGAAUUUGUGACUUGCAUAACCAUAUCCUGUAAUAGUUCUGAAGAGAUAAAAUGGGUCAUUGAACAUUAAGCUGUCUCCCAACGGCUUCCUGGUACAAUGAGGCAUCUUGAGGCUUUAUUACUGCAUGAGGAAGUUCUCUCACUUCUCCUCCACCCCACCCCCCAAAAGUGACUCUCUGCAGCCCUGGGGGCGGGGAGGUAGUUUGAGGUCUAGGACAUAACCUAACCUCUGGAGUGUCUGGUGAUUUUUAUGUCUGGAGAAUCUGGAAGAUGUGCUGGUAAAGCUGGAGUGUUUCCAAGCCAGCUUGGCUUUGUUGUAAUCGCUGCAGGGAGCAAGAGAUUCAGGACCUAUCCUCGCGUUGUGUUUUUCAAGUGCACACCUAAAAAUAGCAGAGAUGCAACUGUGGCACCUGCCUUUUUAAAUAUACAUUUUGAAUAUUAAUGUACCUAAAACUGCACUGUUCAAAAAUAUAGAUUUGCACCAUGGAGGAAGUAAAAGGAGAACCUAUUUAAUUUCAUAUUACUUGUAAGCCACUUUGGUAGGAUUCAUAUCCUGAAAGAUGGGAUAUAAAUAAUUGUAGUACAUUUAUAGGGGGUGACUCAAGGUGGUGGAUCGCUGUCCUACUUGGCCCAGCAGACAUAUUGCCGAAGUCCUCCUUAAGAAACUCAGUUCUCUCCUUCCUUGUAUACUUAUGAAACAGGUCUCCAGGAUUCACUGGGGGAAGCUUGCAUGGACGUAGCAAUUUUGGGGAGGGGUGGAUGGGAUAAUGGCACACACCAGCCAGACCUGCGGAGGGGACCUUGGAUGCAGGCAGGUGGACUAGUUGCUGGGGCCAACAGACGCUGGCCGGGGUGGGGGGGUGCCAAAGCAUAGUAAAAACUGGGGGCUGUAGGAUGUCAUUUGGUUGCAAACACAGACUUGUCACUUCAUGCAUUAUGCCACUGUUUAUCAAACUUGAGUCCCCAGCUGUUGUGGGGACUACAACUCCCAUCAUCCCUAGCCAGGAGGACCAGUGGUCAGAGAUGAUGGGAGCUGUAGUCCAGCAAUGACUGAGGACCCAACUUUGAGAAACACUGGCAUAAUGCAUGAAGCAGCCGUUGAGUAGCCCCACUAAGACCCAGCCAGAACUUACUUUUCUUCUUUCCAACACUAGACAGUGCUUGUGUCCAUGUUGCUGAGGAUUAGGCCUGUGAUGUUCAGCUGCUUUCUGUGCCUCUUUGAGCACCUGCUACAGAUUACCCUGAAACACACUGACUUGGUGCCCACAGAACCGAUGAGUAAAAAUGUGUCCCGUACCAAGCCUUCAAAUUACUGGCAUUGAUAUGCAGGCUAAUCACUCUAAAAUACUUCCAUUUGCCAUAGCUUUAUGCCUUUGUAGCUUUCUAAAGCUGUUAAGGAGGUGGGAUGCAGAAAUCUCUCCCUCCCUCACCCCCCCCCAGUGAAGCCUAGAGACAAAUGCUUCUCUGAUCUGGCACAUUUGGGCUUCUGCGGGCGCCAGUGUGCAAGCACGAAACAAAUUCUUCCUGUGUAAAGCAGAUAGCAAUGUUCAAAUAUUUACUCAAAAUAAUUGAGGAGAAACUAUCCUGCUGAGGUCAUUAAAAAUUUGGUGCUGGGCUGGGAGAUGUAAUUUGUUUUCUAUUAUAAAAUGCGUAUUUGCGUUAAAUUACUUGGCCCGAUCCAUGCAAGGAUCUGAGCGCCUCCUUGAGUAUAGAAUACAUGGGCUGUGUGACACAGCCCGGUCUGUCCUGACCUCUUGGCUUUGAUUUACUUCAGAGGACCAUCCCCUAAAAUAAGCUACACUCCCUUUUUUAAAAAAAAAAGAAAAGAAACAAGGAUGGGGAACCUGAGGCCCUUAGACCCUGCCAGAAUGGCCAGUGGUCAGAGAUGGUUGCAGGUUCCCCAUCCCUGAACUGUUAGAACUGUUUCCUUCUCUUCAAAAUGGAAAAAAGAAAUGUUUUGCUGUUGAAUUAUAGCUGAAUUUCUGGUUGAUGUGGAUAUAGACUUCAUCCCAAAAGGUCCUGGGACGAAUCCACCCUUGCUCUGGGAUCCCAGGGAUUUCCAAUCUACUUGUAUGUGUCCCACGCCCCCUCCAUCUGUUCCAGAAGUUUGGGGGAACUUCCAGGACAGAUUUAGGGAGCAAGAGCAGAAGAGUUCUUUGUGCUGACGGGACAAGGGAGUUAGUGCUGUGUUGGGUUCCACCUUCUGAGUCUGCAGAUGCUGUUGGUUCUGCAAAAACAUUCCUUCCCUGGCACAGUGUAGAAGUGAUGAGGCAUUGGUUUAUCUCUCUCUCCCUCUCCACAUUGCUGCUAGGAGUCACUCCUCUUUGCUGGCUCCAGACAAGAGUGAAGUAGGGAGAGUCGAGAUGUGAGACAGUGCAGAAAAGUAUGAGAGUAGUUGAUCAGCCACCACCGGGUACCCCUUGCUCACUGCUACUGGAUUGUCCUGCAAGCAGUCAAAGAACCCAAGUGGUUAUCUGCCUGUUCUGGAACAGGUGUCCCACAAGCCCGAUUGGCAAAGGACUUGUGCCAGGAAGAGGAGUAUAUAAGAAAAGUGGCUUCUGGAUCAGCCCAAGGCCCAUCUAGUCAUAGACUUGUAGAGCAGGAAGGGACCAUGAGGGUCAUUUAUUCCAACUCCCUGCAGUGCAGGAAUCUUUUGUUCAGUGUGGGGCUUGAACCUGAGAUUAGGAGUCUCAUGCUUUACUAACUGAGCUAUCCCAGCAUCAGGUCCAGCGCUCUAUUCUCUCAGUGGCCAAUUGGAUACCUGCAGGACAGCUCUCUUCCCACCUGUGCACCCAUGGUUCUUUCUCUUAUAUCACCCUUUCGACAGGUGUGGCUAGGAAAUGUGGAGGCUGCUCCCCCAGCUUUCAUUUGGAGGAGAGUCUUGAAUGGGGAAUCAUUCUAUGGAUGUUUGAAAUUUAUUUGCGUUUCCCCCCACCCCUCUUCCCCUUCUAGUGCAUUCCACAACAGAAAAACGACAGUGACUGUGGAGUUUUUGUGCUCCAGGUAAGGAUGCAAUCGUUUUUUUAUAUUUUAUUAUUUUUGUGUGUGCUUCCUCCCUCUUUAGAAUCUUCCUUGCAAUAAUUUUCGGUUCUGGUUCCUAACUCUCUCUCAUUUCUCUCCCCUCCCGCAGUACUGCAAGUGCCUCGCCUUAGACCAGCCUUUUCAGUUCUCCCAGGAAGACAUGCCUCGGGUGCGAAAAAGGAUUUACAAGGAGCUCUGCGAAUGCCGGCUAAUAGACUAAUAAAAAGGAAGAGAAGGAAAGAGAGAAGCUACUCCUUUCAGCAUUUUUGAAGAGCCCUGGCUGGUAUUUUGUGUACUUGAAUUUUCUGAGAAACUUCCAUGGAUUUCAAAACGAGUCUUGGCGGAGCAGUGUGGCCAACACAAUUACCUCAAACAUUUUUUCUGACAUGCUCCUUAACCGGCGGACCUGCCACAAAAUAUUCCCAAUGUCAGUUGUUGGUUCCCCCCUCCCCCCUUUUCUUUUCGUUUUCUAAUGUUCUUUCCUGUAUUUAAUAUUUAUUAUCUUAAAACGCAUGUGCAUAGGCAAAGCAUGCGACUAAACGAGAAGUAUAAAACUGUAGAAUUGGUGCACCUUUUGAAAUGUAGCUAGAAACAGAAGAGAAUAAUACAGGUUAAACUUUUUUGUCUGAAAACAUAAAAAAUGCAUGUUCCAUUCCCCCCCUCUCUGAUGCAAUAAUGCUUUGAAUGUACAAAGAAACCCAAUGCCAUAACGAGAGCAGUUACAACAUUUCUUCUAAAAAAACGACAACCUGAGACUAUUCCUCCUUCAGCCUUUUUUUUAAAAAGCUCUAAAUUCCCAUUAUAUUGGGAAGAAGAGGGGUGUGUUGGAAACUGGCCUAUAUAUUUGAUUUGUGGAAAUCCAGUAAAGUUUUAAAUCAUUGCAACUUGGGGGGAGAAAAUCUACUAGGUGGCUACUAGAUCACCCUACAGUUCAAAAGCAAUCCCUUGUACACGAGACUCUUUAGUACUAAUAAAAGAUGGAGAUGCUAGUUCGGUUCGGAUUUGGUGGUGUUGCUCCUACGCUUGCUCUGGAAACGUCGUCUUCUUUUUUUUAAUAUGGUCCCAUUCUCAGGGUGAUUUGUAGGCCACAUCUGAGCCCUCCGAGCCUCUCUGCCUUCCUUUACUUCUCUCUCUCUCCCCACCCCCAAACUCCCUUUUCUUGUUCCUUGUGUUUGUUGUGGUGUCGGUGACAGGGUCAAGAGGACAACAGCUCUUUUAUCUAUCUGUAAGUUUUCUUGCUUCUUGGGGCUUGUCCUGCAGGGAGUCUUAAGAUUCACCCCGUGUGCAUCAGUGUAGUCCUUCCCCUUCUUUCGGGGUGGUCCGCUUGUCCCCUGGCUUAGGACCAGUGUGAUCACUUUCCCCGAGGCUGAAUUCUCUCUCUCUCGUGUGUGCGUGUGUGUGCGUGCCAGGAAUAAAACUUUUAAAUGUGGAUAAAGUUACUUUGCGUACUUG
This is a messenger RNA of Podarcis lilfordi (Lilford's wall lizard), 38366 nucleotides long. NCBI's taxonomy places the organism in Eukaryota, Metazoa, Chordata, Lepidosauria, Squamata, Lacertidae. The record is from the annotation of a GenBank genome assembly.